AUGGAAAAAAUAAACAAUGUAACUGAAUUUGUUUUCUGGGGUCUUUCUCAAAACCUAGAGGUAGAAGAAGCUUGUUGCGUGGUAUUUUCUCUCUUCUACGUGGUCAUUCUGCUGGGAAACCUCUUCAUCAUGCUAAUAGUUUACGUGGGCAAACUUUUCAAGUCUCCUAUGUAUUUCUUUCUCAGCGGCUUGUCUUUUGUGGACAUCUGUUACUCUUCAGCCACAACACCUAAGAUGAUUGUGGACCUGUUAGCCACCAGCAAAACUAUCUCUUAUGAAGGGUGCAUGUUGCAGCUGUUUGUAGUACAUUUCUUUGGCUGCACGGAGAUCUUCAUCCUUACUGUAAUGGCCUAUGAUCGUUAUGUGGCUAUCUGUAAACCUCUGCACUAUACAACUAUCAUGGACCAGGACAGAUGCAAUAAAAUGUUGCUGGGGACCUGGUUAGGAGGAUUCCUACACUCCAUUAUCCAAGUGGCCCUGGUAGUCCAACUACCCUUCUGUGGGCCCAAUGAGAUCGAUCACUACUUCUGUGAUGUCCACCCUGUGCUGAAACUUGCCUGCACAGAUACAUAUGUUGUUAGUGCUGUUGUGACAGCCAACACUGGUAGCAUCACUCUGGGAAGCUUUGUUAUCCUGCUAAUCUCCUAUACGGUCAUCCUGGUGUCCCUGAGAAAGCAGUCGGCGGAAGGCAGGUGCAAAGCUCUCUCCACCUGUGGCUCCCACAUUGCCGUGGUCAUCAUCUUUUUUGGCCCCUGUACAUUCAUGUACAUGCGCCCUGAUACUACCUUUCCAGAAGACAAGAUGGUGGCUGUGUUUUACACCAUUGUCACCCCCAUGUUGAAUCCGCUGAUUUAUACAAUGAGAAAUGCAGAAGUAAAGAAUGUAAUGAGGAAACUAUGGGGCAGGAGGGUUUUCUGGGAAGCUAAUGAUAACAGUUGGAAGUAA
This is a messenger RNA of Molossus molossus (Pallas's mastiff bat), 945 nucleotides long. RefSeq names its product olfactory receptor 4S2. The transcript has a single exon. Gene Ontology annotation, biological process: G protein-coupled receptor signaling pathway. Bases 1 to 945 code for a protein of 314 amino acids. Gene Ontology annotation, molecular function: G protein-coupled receptor activity; olfactory receptor activity. NCBI's taxonomy places the organism in Eukaryota, Metazoa, Chordata, Mammalia, Chiroptera, Molossidae. The record is from RefSeq and is a predicted model, not a curated record. Gene Ontology annotation, cellular component: membrane.